Messenger RNA from Trifolium pratense (red clover), 540 nucleotides. RefSeq names its product serine/threonine-protein kinase CTR1-like. The record is from RefSeq and is a predicted model, not a curated record. The transcript has 5 exons. Gene Ontology annotation, molecular function: protein kinase activity; ATP binding. The coding region runs from base 1 to 540 and encodes 179 amino acids. NCBI's taxonomy places the organism in Eukaryota, Viridiplantae, Streptophyta, Magnoliopsida, Fabales, Fabaceae. Gene Ontology annotation, biological process: protein phosphorylation.
AUGUUUGGUUUGAACUUUGGUCAUCAUGUAUUGCUUCAUUUCAUCGAAGAUGAAGGUUCUAUUGGAAGCGAGUUGCAUUUCAGAGACGGGAUUCUGUACUUACUACUUGUUGGCCUAUUUUAUAAAGGUAUAAAGGUUUGUGAUUUUGGGCUUUCCCGCUUAAAGGCCAAUACAUUUCUCUCUUCCAAGUCAGCUGCUGGGACUCCUGAGUCGAUGGCUCCAGAAGUUCUUCGCGACGAGCCAUCAAAUGAGAAGUCUGAUAUUUACAGCUUUGGAGUAAUCAUGUGGGAGCUUGCAACAUUGCAACAGCCGUGGGGUAAUUUGAACCCGGCACAGGUUGUUGCUGCUGUAGGCUUCAAGGGAAAAAGACUUGAGAUCCCGCGCGAGUUGAAUCCCCAAAUAGCUGCAAUAAUUGAGGCUUGCUGGGCCAAUGAGCCUUGGAAACGCCCUCCUUUCGCCAGUAUUAUGGACUCUCUGUGGUCAUUACUCAAACCCCCUACACCUCAACCUGGUCUUCCAAACAUACCAAGUCUCACCUGA